Molecule: messenger RNA, 1493 nt
Organism: Priapulus caudatus
Lineage: Eukaryota; Metazoa; Priapulida; Priapulimorpha; Priapulimorphida; Priapulidae
Product: tyrosine--tRNA ligase, cytoplasmic-like
Exons: 7
Coding region: 3-761 (252 amino acids)
Molecular function (GO): tRNA binding; tyrosine-tRNA ligase activity
Source: RefSeq, a predicted model, not a curated record
UGAUGGCGCUCUCUGCGCAACACGAGUUCACGAUCAACAGGAAACCGGAGUUCGGGGGCACUGCCGUCUACAAAGAUUACGCCUCUCUCGAGGACGACUUCGCAAAAGAGGCGGUGCACCCGGGUGAUCUGAAGACAGCUGUGGAGGCGGGGCUGAACGCUCUGCUGGAGCCGGUCCGCCGACACUUCGACACGCCCGAGAUGAAAAAGCUCGUCGCCGCUGCCUACCCACCCCCAGCGAAGAGCGUGCCGGCAGCAGACGUCAUCAGCCCCGUGCGAUUGGACAUGAGAGUCGGAAAGAUUGUGGAGAUAGAAAAGCACCCGGACGCCGACGCCCUCUACGUGUCGAAGAUUGACGUCGGCGAGGGGGCGCCGCGCACCGUCGUCAGCGGUCUCGCUCAGCUCGUCCACCAGGGGGAGCUGCGGGAGCGCCUCGUCGUCGUCGUCUGCAACCUGAAGCCGGCGCGCAUGAAGGGAGUCGAGUCUCACGGGAUGGUGCUGUGCGCCUCCAUAGCGGAGCCCCGCCAGGUGGAGCCACUGGACGUACCUGCAGGCAGCGCCCCUGGUGACAGAGUCUUUGUAGAGAACUACGAGGAAGGACAGCGCAGCGAACAACUCAACCCGAAGAAGAAGAUCUGGGAGAAACUUCAGGUGGACAUGAAGAUCUCGCAGGACUGUGCGGCAGAAUGGCAGGGCAACGCGUUCGUCACCAAGCUGGGCGCGGUUACCUGCAAGUCCCUCAAGGGGGCGCCGGUAAAGUGACGCGCCGCCGCUGCCGCGUCCCGUCGAUUGCGGGAUUUCGUUGAACCCGGGGGUUCCGACAUGGGUUCCGCGGAAAGAAAACUGGAAUGUCCUGACAUUUUUACGAUGCCGUGUUCGAGGGCUUGGAGGUUGGCUAAGCGCCUCUUGGCUAUCGAGUUGGCUGUGCCCUGGAAAGCCUUGGAAAAUAGCCUAUAGUCCUGGAUAGUCCUGGAAAAUAGCCUGUAGUCCUGGAUAGUCCUGGAAAAUAGGAUAAAGUCAUGGAUAGUCUUGGAAAAUAGGCUAUGAUUCUAAAACAUAAAAAAAUUAAGCACGUUUUUCUGACAUGAGUGGCUAUUUAAUUGCUUCGCGCAAUAAACAUCGCGGUCGUGAAAAAUUGACCUUCUAAGAAUCUAAGUGAUGAAAAAUGUCUGGAAGUUGCGGUGGGGGGGGGGGUAAAAAGUUUGGCCCAAGGCGAACGAAACCCCGGUUGACAUUGUGACGCACAGGUUCGGGUUUCUGCCCUUCAUGAGAUUUUCUGAUUUUAAGCCUCGGCAAGCACUUACUACGGAUUAGACGGUAUAUACGGUAUAAAGCUAAUAAUUCUGUUGUUUCUUUCGGCUUUUUAUAUGUGGUAUCAUGUUUGGAAUGUGUCUAUAUGUAAAUGUAGAUAUAUAUAUAUAUAUAAUAUAUGUAUAUAUACUAUACAUGUAUGUGUUUACGAGGUUGAAAUAAAACAUGUGGUGAGGAGAUAUA